GUGCUGCCAGAGCUCAGCCAAGACUCACUGGGAGGGAGGGAGAGUGGGCGAGGCCGGUCGGUGCGCGCCGCCCAAGGCGUGGGGUCCUGGCCGCAGCUGUGCCGAAGACCUGCGGGCACUCGGCUCGGCCGAAAUCGGGCGAGUAUUUCCCCGAAACUCUGGUUGGGCCUGCGUAGACACUCUACUCCAUCAACCCAGACUCACAUCUGGGCCCUGCGCAAACGUCCUCGAGGCGGGGACUACUGUGUUCUGGGCACCAGAAACAGGCGAGCGUCUUAAAACCGACCGUACUUAAGACUCGAUGAAAUACGGUACCUCCUGCGGGAGGAGAUGGCCCCGCUCCUUGGGGCCCCGCCCCCGCCCCCCUCCCGCGCCGGAGCGGAGCUGCUGAGCCUGCCCCUGGCGUCCGGCCCCGCCCCCUGGGCUCCGCUCCCACUCGGCGCAGGCGCGGAGCCGCCGAGCCGGCCCCUCGUGCCCGCGACACGCGCGGAAGUGGCGAUGGCGGAUCCUGAGCUGCAGCUGGUGGCGCGGCGCAUCCGCAGUUUCCCCGACUUCCCCAUCCCGGGCGUGCUGUUCAGGGACAUUUCGCCCGUCCUGAAGGACCCCACCUCCUUCCGCGCCUCCAUCAGCCUCCUGGCGAAUCACCUGAAAAAGGCCCACGGCGGCAGGAUCGACUACAUCGCGGGCCUAGACUCACGCGGUUUCCUGUUUGGUCCAUCCCUGGCCCAGGAGCUGGGCUUGGGCUGCAUUCUCAUCCGCAAGCGAGGGAAGCUGCCGGGCCCCACCGUGUGCACCUCGUAUGCGUUGGAAUACGGGAAGGCUGAACUGGAGAUCCAGAGAGAUGCCCUGGAACCAGGGCAGAAGGUGGUGGUUGUGGACGAUCUGCUCGCCACUGGUGGAACCAUGUGCGCAGCCUGUGAGUUGCUGGGCCAGCUGCAGGCUGAGGUGCUGGAGUGUGUAAGCCUGGUGGAGCUGACCUCACUGAAGGGCAGGGAGAAGCUGGGGGCUGUGCCCUUCUUCUCCCUCCUGCAGUACGAGUGACCCCAGCCCCAAGCCACCUGGAAGAAGAGGACCAGCAUGGGCAGAUGCAGGAACCCCCAGUGGCCACGAGGGGGCACUGGCUGCCCACCUGGACUUGCUCUGUGUCUGUGGCUGAGUGACUUUCUUCAAGGUGUGGCUGCCCCUGAGGCCCUGCUGAGGCUCUGGAAGCCCCAUGGCCUGGAGCUGCCGGCUGGUUGACAAUGGAAUGAGAAUAAACAACUUUCUAGAGCA
Capra hircus (goat) is the source of this 1272-nucleotide messenger RNA. It is a transcript of the gene APRT, whose product is annotated as adenine phosphoribosyltransferase. Gene Ontology annotation, cellular component: cytoplasm. NCBI's taxonomy places the organism in Eukaryota, Metazoa, Chordata, Mammalia, Artiodactyla, Bovidae. Bases 331 to 1041 code for a protein of 236 amino acids. Gene Ontology annotation, biological process: AMP salvage; adenine salvage. Gene Ontology annotation, molecular function: AMP binding; adenine binding; adenine phosphoribosyltransferase activity. The transcript has 5 exons. The record is from RefSeq and is a predicted model, not a curated record.